UGUCAUGGAGGCAGCACUGAUGCUGUUGCUGAUGCUGUUGCCCGGCGCCUGCAUCCUUACAGCCAGACUGGGGUAACCGUAGUCACGGGUCCACCAUCACCAUCAGAGAAGACAGGGACAGAGGGGGGAGUGAGAAGGAUCGUCAGCAUCCGUGGAGAGUUACACGCACAGUGAGAAGAUGACUCUGGCAGCCUAUAAAGAGAAGGUCAAAGAGCUCCCCCUGGUGUCUCUGUUCUGCUCCUGCCUGAACCCACAAACAGCAGAGAAGCCUACUUACAAAGCAGAAGAUGCGGUGGACUUGGGCUGGUGCGUCAUUAAAGACGUGGAAGUGAUUGAGCUGAACAAGCGGGCAUCCGGCCAGGCCUUCGAGGUCAUCCUCAAGCCCCCGUCCUUCGACGGCGUGCCAGAACUCAACGCCUCCAUGCCGCAGCGCCGCGACCCCUCGCUGGAGGAGAUCCAGAAGAAGCUGGAGGCCGCCGAGGAGAGGCGGAAGUGCCAGGAGGCUGAGCUGCUGAAGCACCUGGCGGAGAAGAGGGAGCACGAGCGCGAGGUCAUCCAGAAGGCCUUUGAGGAGAACAACAACUUCAUCAAGAAUGCCAAGGAGAAACUGGAGCAGAAGAUGGAGGCCAACAAGGAGAACAGGGAGGCCCUGCUGGCGGCCAUGCUGGAGAGGCUGCAGGAGAAGGACAAACACGCCGAAGAAGUGAGGAAGAACAAGGAGAUGAAGGAGGAGGCCUGCCGGUAGACGAGUGGAGCAAGGGAGCCAAAAGAGAGGAAGAGCGAGACUGGGAGUAUUUGUUUUUUCUUUUGAGUCUGUGGGAAAAAAAGAAAAGAAAGAAAGAAAGAUGGGGAAAAAACAGUGCAGGAAGGAAAAAAGAACUCAACAACAGCGACUCUAAAACAAAGUCUGGACGGUGGGUUUUCAUAUAUGAUGUGUGCUGUAAUAAUUCUCAACAAGCUGUACAAAGAUUAGCUAACUGUCAAUGUUCAAAUUUCUCUUUUGUCUUGUAGAGGAAAACGGGUGGGGCAUUUUGGAUUUUUAAGAGGGACUGCUGGGAUAAUUUGGUGAAGAGCGAAAGUGAAAUCUAGGCAGUAGUGAGCAAACAGUUUAACUAUAGCUCUCUCAUUUCUGUUGUUUCUUCGGCCAGAGAGCAGGACAUUGUGAUGUGUGACAUUUCGCAUCAUCGGCUGAUUGUGUUUUUUCUUGCUGCUGGUGAGGCCGGCAACACAACCAAAGACACGGUUUUCUCCAGUCAGCCUGUGACACAGUUUAAAUCUAAAUGGUUAACAACAUGUUUUAGUGAUGUCAUGGAAUAAGGAUAAGGAUAAGGGCGGGAGGUCCUUCAUUGACACUACAGGGCAUGAAAUAACACGCCACGAGGAAAAAAUGUUACUCACAUGCUAUUACACGAUACAAGGAAGGAAAAACUAUGAUGCAUGUUUAAUGAAAUUGGACAUGCAGAUGCCAUUUGGGAGCUCCAUUCAGACACAACCAACCCAGUUCAGAUCUAACAGUGCUCUUCUACCAGACAGUACGCAUAGACGGGACGUAACACACAAGCUUCUUCUGUUUCCAAAUUCAUCAUAAAAUCCGGUUUCCCUUGGUCCACAUCCCUCAUGCUAAUUCUUCACUGCAGCAUUUUUUUCUAUCUGUCCUGGGAUGUGUGUGUCUGCUAAGCUCAGUGAGUCCUCUCACCAAAUGAUUGUGAAACGGAGAAUCCAGGUUUCGUUUUCUUAACAAUGUGCUAGAGAGAGUAAAAGAAAGAAAAAAAAGUGAGAAAAAGCUCGAAAGAAGCGAGGAAGCUCUGCUGUGUUCUGCCGUUGUCGGGCUCUCUGUGAAACUUUAGCUGUAGCGUAGCCGUAGAUCAGUGACAUGCAUUUGAGUCUCUUAGAUUUAGAGCACUGAUUGCACUCUUAUUUCGUUAAGCACAAUUCAGAAGCACACAUGCAUACGAGAAGGACAGUGAACACUUACAGUAAAAACAGCAGGUGACAGCAGUUCUCGCGUAUUUGGUCUUGAAAGUGCGACUCCGGGGCUUAUCUGGCUAACCAGCAGUUUUUCUUUGCUUUGGCAUGUGUCACUGUGCUCUGAUUGAUAGUUCAAUGAUUCUCAAAGGUGUCUGAAAGUGCUUAAAGAAAGGUGGAAUUUGUUGUUGAGUCAUACUGACUUUACUGAAUAUGUCUCAAACGUUUGCACUGUAGAAGGGGGAAGUGGUGACGCGGGGGUUUGUAUUUGCUGUAACUGUGUGUUGCUCUAUAUCUUCAAGGCUGGAUUGAUUGUAUCUAUUUGGCAUGGUCAGUAAAAACAGCUUGACUGAACUCA
Messenger RNA from Mugil cephalus (flathead mullet), 2323 nucleotides. RefSeq names its product stathmin-like 4 (gene stmn4). The transcript has 6 exons. NCBI's taxonomy places the organism in Eukaryota, Metazoa, Chordata, Actinopteri, Mugiliformes, Mugilidae. Bases 179 to 745 code for a protein of 188 amino acids. Gene Ontology annotation, biological process: regulation of microtubule polymerization or depolymerization; microtubule depolymerization; neuron projection development. Gene Ontology annotation, molecular function: tubulin binding. Gene Ontology annotation, cellular component: cytoplasm; neuron projection. The record is from RefSeq and is a predicted model, not a curated record.